Olea europaea var. sylvestris is the source of this 2340-nucleotide messenger RNA. Its product is annotated as heterogeneous nuclear ribonucleoprotein Q-like. The record is from RefSeq and is a predicted model, not a curated record. The transcript is spliced from 8 exons. NCBI's taxonomy places the organism in Eukaryota, Viridiplantae, Streptophyta, Magnoliopsida, Lamiales, Oleaceae. Gene Ontology annotation, cellular component: nucleus. The coding region runs from base 524 to 2011 and encodes 495 amino acids. Gene Ontology annotation, molecular function: mRNA binding.
UUACCAAACCAUUAUCUUUUUGUUGACUAGAGAUAAUCUCUAGUUUCCAUUAUCUGUUGUUUGGCCUGACCUGCUGCAUAAAUUUUUACCCUAUUGUAAUAUUCAUAUUCUUAUUUUCUGUUUCUCAUUUCUUAUUAUUUGCUCCCUUUUCCUUUCUUUUUGGUUUUGAAUGCAUUGCUCUUGACAGUAAUUUGACUAAAGUUUGGCCAUUUUUUGGCAUCAAUCAGUAUCUAAAUUCUGAAAAUUCAUUCUACCUGUUGAGCAUCAUGGUCCUCUGGAUUGUCAUUCAUAAUUCUCUCGUUUGCCUGAUUCUGUUUGUACUAUAUUUUGUCAUCCCUUGUUUGGUUGAAGUCCUUGGAGCCAUACCUACUGGAACCAAUUCAAUCAAGAUUCUUACUCUAGAACUCCUUUUGGCCUUCCAUUUUGUUUCCAUCUGUCCAUAUCAUUCUUCUUUCUUUUGCAAAUGCUUCCGGCUUCUGUGCUUCCCUCAGAGUUGCAGUAGAAGCUUAUCUACUUAUAUAAGAUGCCAAGGACAAGGGCAAGUGCUGCAGCUGCUGAAUCAGUUGAACCUGAGAAGUCUAUUGAGAUUGAAGAUCAGGCUGAACUUGGCAUAGAUAAUGAAAUGGAGGAGAUAGCGGAGGAAGAGGUUGAAUAUGAAGAAGUGGAGGAGGAAGUAGAAGAGGAAGAAAUGGAAGAAGUGGAGGAAGAGGAGGAGGUGGAGGUGGAGGAAGAGGAGGAAGAGGAGGAAAGUGAUGCCAAUGGAGCUGGUGCUCAAAAGGAUCCAGAUGGUGAUCAAGAUAUGAAAAAUUCCGAGCAGGAAGUGGAUGCAUUAAAAAGGCAUGCUGAGCUUCUUGCGCUUCCUCCUCAUGGUUCGGAGGUUUACCUUGGUGGUAUUUCUCAGGAUACUUCUGAAGAUGACCUGAGGCACUUCUGUGAAUCAAUUGGCGAGGUUAUGGAGGUCAGGAUAAUGAAGGGAAAGGACUCGAAUGAAAAUAAGGGGUAUGCUUUUGUAACAUUCAGGACAAAGGAAUUGGCUUCUAAGGCCAUCAAGGAGCUUAAUAAUACUGAAUUGAAGGGGAAAAAGUUGAAGUGCUCUACAUCUCAAGCAAAGCAUAAGUUGUUCAUUGGUAAUAUUCCUAAGAACUGGGGAGAGGAAGACAUCAAAAAGAUUGUGAACAAAGUAGGUCCUGGAGUUAUCUCCGUGGAACUUUUGAAGGACCCACAGAAUUCAAGUAGGAAUCGAGGAUUUGUAUUCAUCGAGUACUACAACCAUGCUUGUGCAGAGUAUUCGAGGCAGAAGAUGUCAGAUUCAAAAUUUAAGCUGGAUGAUAAUGCUCCAACGGUCAGUUGGGCUGAUCCAAAAAAUGCAGAAUCUACAUCUAAUUCCCAGGUUAAGGCUGUGUAUGUGAAGAACUUGCCUAAAGACACAACUCAAGAUCAGCUUAAAGAGUUGUUUGAACAUCAUGGAAAAAUUACAAAAGUGGUUCUUCCUCCUGCAAAACCAGGGCAUGAAAAGAGUAGAUAUGGUUUUGUUCACUUUGCAGAAAGGUCCAGUGCCAUGAAGGCUCUAAAGAACACUGAGAAAUAUGAGCUAAAUGGACAAGUUCUGGAGUGCUCACUCGCAAAGCCACAGGCAGAGCAGAAGUCUUCUGGGGGACCAAAUUCUCAGAAGGCACCUAUACUUCCAACUUACCCACCUCGUGUUGGAUAUGGUUUGGUUGGACCACCUCCCUAUGGGGCUAUUGGUGCAGGAUAUGCUGGUGCGAACUUUGCUCAACCACUAAUAUAUGGAAGAGGAGGUACGCCGGGCAUGGCUAUGAUGCCAAUGCUUUUACCCGAUGGCCGGAUUGGAUACGUCCUGCAACAGCAGGGAGUACAACCACAAACACCACCACCGCAACAAAGAGGUGGCCGAAGUGGUGGUGGUGGUGGUGGAGGAAGCUCGAGUGGUGGAAGACGUGGCACUGGCAGUGAUAAUGGGCGUGGACGUAGUCGUUACAACCCAUAUUAAUCCUGCACUGUCAGGGAAUGGUCUCGUGUGUAUUAACUUCCAGUGUUGUGUAUUGUAACAGUGAAAAUGACAAUCUUACAGGAAAUGUUAACCUAUGAAAAUACUAUUUAUGCAUCUAGGCUUCUAGUUUGUGAUAACUGUUUUGGCCGUGGGAACUCCGUCUGAUUAUGCUGUAUACACAAGAAAACAAAUGUCGCACUGGAUGUAUUAGUUAUGUAAGAGGCUUGAGACUUUGAGUUGAGAUUUGUUGUCCAAAAUUGGUUGUCAACUUGUUCAUCCAAUAAUUCAUUGAUACAUCAUUUUAAAUUAAUAUAUCUGAUUUUUCGCCA